Talaromyces marneffei is the source of this 945-nucleotide messenger RNA. RefSeq lists its product as uncharacterized. Gene Ontology annotation, molecular function: hydrolase activity, acting on carbon-nitrogen (but not peptide) bonds, in linear amides. Lineage: Eukaryota; Fungi; Ascomycota; Eurotiomycetes; Eurotiales; Trichocomaceae. The record is from RefSeq and is a predicted model, not a curated record. The transcript has a single exon. Bases 1 to 945 code for a protein of 314 amino acids.
AUGUCUGCCAACAGCCACGUCCACAGCCACCACAAACACCUCAAAUGGUCCAACAAACAACCACCCGUCUUGACCGUCUCGUCCGGCGACGUGGUCACCUUCGACCUGAUCGAUAGCAGCAACGGCCAAAUCACUAUCGAUUCGGACACCUCGUCUCUCAGCUCCUUCCAGCUGGAACUCGCCGAUCCUGCCGUCGGUCCCGUAUACGUCCGCGAUGCAGAGCCAGGAGAUGCUCUCAAAGUCGAGGUCUUGUCACUUGAAAUGGGGAACUGGGGCUGGACGGCUGUUGUGCCUGGAUUUGGUCUGCUGGCGGAUGAUUACACCGAGUCUGAUUUGAAGAUCUGGAAAUUCGACCCGGAGGCUGGGUACGCCGAGCUGAAGCCCGGUGUGCGAGUAUCCCUGCGGCCGUUUCUAGGGAUAAUGGGUAUUGCGCCGUGUGCGGAUGGCGAGUUUUCUACUAUUCCGCCUACUGUCGUUGGAGGAAAUAUCGACUGUCGUGAUUUGGUCGUUGGUUCCGCGCUGUAUCUGCCUGUUCAGGUGCCCGGGGCGCUGUUUAGUUGUGGCGACGGUCAUGCAGCGCAGGGACACGGAGAAAUCUGUGGGACAGCUAUUGAGACGAACAUGAAGGCCAAAAUACGAUUGACGGUAUGCAAGAACCACCCCUGGGUUCAGUCACCGCAUUUGCUGCUCCCUCCUCAGCCGCUUGCGUCGCUCGUAUUUCCAGAUAAAGGACAAUAUGCGACAAUGGGGUUGGACCCGGAUCUAUUGCAAGCUACUCGCAAAGCGACGCGUUCCAUGAUAGAGUGGUUGGUCGCCACCAAGGGGCUUACGCGAUCGGAAGCGUAUAUCUUGGCUAGUGUUGCUGGGGACUUGAAAAUUGCAGAGGUUGUCGAUAUGCCGAACCAUGCUGUUACGAUGAGCAUGCCUUUGCACGUUUUUUCUUAA